GGUCAUGAGGGUCAUCAGCCCGGGGAAGGGACAGAGGUUGUCCCUUCAGAUUCUUUGUGGGAAAGGCAAAGAGGGUCUGGUCAUCCUGUUGAGAUUGAGAUUUUAGCUGGUCCUGCUCUGGGAGGUCUGUGGAGAUGAACUCAUGCUGCAAAGUAGGGGAGGCUGCACUGCCAUGCCCAGAGGAUGAGGCAUCAUGCUCUGGGGAUGGUGAAGGCACAUCAGGGGUAGGUGAAAGUGAGGGCAUGUCGUGGGUGAGGGAAGGUGAGGGUACACCAUCACUUGGAGGAGAGGCUAUAUUAUGGGUGGGAGAAGGCGAAGGCACAUCACUAAGAGAGGAGGGAGGGGACACAAUAUUGGUAUGUAAUGGAGAGGGCACAUCACAAACAGGUGAAGGCACAUCAUUAAGUGAUGAUAAUAAAGGCACAUUAUUAACCACUAAAGGUGGAGGGGCCAUGUCAUGCAUAGGCGAGGGAGAGGUUACAUCAUCAUCAGAUGGAGUGGCAUUAACAAGGGCACUUGAAAGGAGGGCCACAUCAGGGGUAGGUGAAAGAGAGGCCAUAUCAGGAGUGGGAGACACUGGAGCCACAUCUGGGGUACUUGACCCAGAAGUCAUGUCAUGGGCUGAUGAAACUGGGGCAGGUGAGAGGGAGGCCAUAUCAGGGACAGGUGAAACUGGGGCAGCCUCUGGGGCAGGUGAGAGGGAGGCCAUGUCAGGGACAGGUGAAACUGGGGCAGCCUCUGGGGCAGGUGAGAGGGAGGCCAUGUCAGGGACAGUUGAAACUGGGGCAGGUGAGAGGGAGGCCAUAUCAGGGAUAGGGGAAACUGGGGCAGCCUCUGGGGCAGGUGAGAGGGAGGCCAUAUCAGGGAUAGGGGAAACUGGGGCAGCUUCUGGAGCAGGUGAGAGGGAGGCCAUGUCAGGGAUAGGGGAAACUGGGGCAGGUGAGAGGGAGGUCAUAUCAGGGAUAGGGGAAACUGGGGCAGGUGAGAGGGAGGCCAUAUCAGGGAUAGGGGAAACUGGGGCAGCCUCUGGGGCAGGUGAGAGGGAGGCCAUAUCAGGGACAGGUGAAACUGGGACACGUGAGAGGGAGGCCAUAUCAGGGAUAGGGGAAACUGGGGCAGGUGAGAGGGAGGCCAUAUCAGGGAUAGGGGAAACUGGGGCAGCCUCUGGGGCAGGUGAGAGGGAGGCCAUAUCAGGGAUAGGGGAAACUGGGGCAGGUGAGAGGGAGGUCAUAUCAGGGAUAGGGGAAACUGGGGCAGCCUCUGGGGCAGGUGAGAGGGAGGCCAUAUCAGGGACAGGUGAAACUGGGGCAGCUUCUGGGGCAGGUGAGAGGGAGGCCAUAUCAGGGAUAGGGGAAACUGGGGCAGCCUCUGGGGCAGGUGAGAGGGAGGCCAUAUCAGGGACAGGUGAAACUGGGGCAGCUUCUGGGGCAGGUGAGAGGGAGGCCAUAUCAGGGAUAGGGGAAACUGGGGCAGCCUCUAGGGCAGAGGAGAGAAGGGCCACAACAGGUGUAGGUGAUGGCAAGGUCAAAUCAGGGACAGGGGAAAUACGGGCAGCCUCAGGAGUGGGUGACAGAGAGGCCAUAUCACAGGCAGGUGAAGAAGGCUCAUCAGGUGACAUAGAGCAUGCAUCAUGGGUAGUUGUUGGUAAAGGCACAUCACUGGUGAGUGAGGAUGGGGCCACAUCACUGGUUGGUGAGGGAAUGGGCACAUCAUCUGGGACAAGUGAUGGUGAAGGCACAUCAUUUAAAGGUGAAGCAAGGGCCACAUCAUGGGUGGGCAUUGGAGAGGGAACAUCUUGAGUGGGCAAUGAAGGGUGUUCAUCAAGUUGAUUUGUUGAUGACAAUGUUUCUAAUCUAUCUACAGGGCUACUUUCAUGCACAGGUGAGCAGGCAGUCGGUACAGUUUUGUCUAAGAGAGCUUCAGAAGAGCUAUAAGAGUAAUUUUCUAACACUGGAAUUUCAGAUGGAAUAGAAGAGUUGUACUGAAAGGGAGAUGUAGUUCCAUCUAGAAAGUCAUAGGAAGUGACAACAAGGGAAGAUCCUUCAUCAGAAAGAGAGUUAUGAGAGCCAUUCCAAGAAA
This is a messenger RNA of Penaeus chinensis, 2079 nucleotides long. RefSeq lists its product as uncharacterized. The transcript has 2 exons. Bases 135 to 1799 code for a protein of 554 amino acids. NCBI's taxonomy places the organism in Eukaryota, Metazoa, Arthropoda, Malacostraca, Decapoda, Penaeidae. The record is from RefSeq and is a predicted model, not a curated record.